Molecule: messenger RNA, 1285 nt
Organism: Vigna radiata var. radiata (mung bean)
Lineage: Eukaryota; Viridiplantae; Streptophyta; Magnoliopsida; Fabales; Fabaceae
Product: ubiquinol-cytochrome-c reductase complex assembly factor 1
Exons: 8
Coding region: 142-978 (278 amino acids)
Biological process (GO): mitochondrial respiratory chain complex III assembly
Cellular component (GO): mitochondrion
Source: RefSeq, a predicted model, not a curated record
AGGUCCACGGCCUAAAGGAAGCCAGCCCAAGAAGCUAAUCGGCUUGAUCGUGAUCUGAGUUGGUUGGAAGCACGUGCUGGUCGACGGUUGAAGAAGCGAAUAAGCUGAUUCAAAGUUCGUUGGAGGACACUCGAGAAUCAAAUGUUACGAAGGUGGAGCAAAGUACUUUCUCCAAUCUCCAAAUUUGGAUCGCAGAGCCAUCUUAAUUUCGUCAAGAAUGUCACGCGCCAAAGCUACGCUGGGGUUGCACCCGCGCCCACGAUAGAGGACAAACCUCAAUCCCCUGCGGUUAACCCACACAAAAUGUUUUGGUCUAAACCCUGUUCGCUAGCCCUGCCCCCUGACUCAACCCUCAGAGUUGAAGAACCUAAUUAUCAGGGCAUCAAGCGUUUCAUGCUCAAACUCAUGUUGUUUUAUAGUAAGCAGAGCAGGUCAAUUCGAGGGGCUAAUGUUGUCUACCAUAGAAUCAUUUCACAAGUUGAUAAACCUCCCAUUUAUGAAGCUUUUAACUUGGAGAAAACUUUCAAAACAACGUUCUCUUUACUUGUACUUCAUAUGUGGUUAUGUUUGCGUCGCUUGAAGCAAGAGGGAAAUGAGGGUGUUGAAUUUGGGCAAUACCUUUAUGAGAUUUACAAUCAUGAUGUGGAGCUAAGAGUGUCCAAAGCUGGAGUUAACCUACUACUGACUAAGUGGAUGAAAGAGCUCGAGAAGAUAUUUUAUGGGAACAUUGUUGCCUAUGAUACUGCAAUACUUCCAGAAGCUAAACCGGGUGAUUUCUCCAAAGUUAUAUGGAGGAAUAUAUUCUCUGAAGAUGGGUCUUCAACAGAAGACGAUGCUGCAUCUCAAUCAGUGCAGGCGCUCGCCAGGUAUGCUCGCCGGGAAGAAAGUUGCAUGACUUUAACAGAUAAAGAAGCACUAUUUUCAGGGAAUUUCAUGUUCACCUCGUUGAAACAUGAGAACGGAAGACGGAAGGGGUGAUUGAAAAUACACGAUGUUGUUUUUUUACUUUUCUUACAAAAAAAAUGUUGAAUAAUUAGGACAAAAGGCUUGUGUCCUUCUCCCUAAAUCUUUAUACCUGAUUAGCUUGGUGUCUAGAUACUAUAUUUUUUUCAUAUUCUUUGCUCUGUAAAACAAGAAAAGAAAGAGGUGGGCGUGAUUAAAAAGUGUCGCUCUUUCUUUUGAAGGUCCUCUGUUCUUUACAGCGUCUUAGCUGCUAUUAAGCUUGCCUUCGAAACGGAGUUUAUAUGACAGUAAUAAUGAUAUCUAUAAUUUCUGUUUGUGAUAA